AUGGGGGGCAAAGAAUUAUUAGGACUGGAGGGGGCGCAGUUACGAGACCAAGGAGAGGAAGUCGUGCAAUGGACUAAGGAGGUAGAACAAAGGUGCAGUAGAGGUACUGUAAGGGGAGAAGCAGCACAGGGCCUAUAUUUCCAGCACUCGGACAAGUUGAAUAUGAACUCGGAGGGAAUAGAUCUCCCUCGAGAAGAACGAAAGGAAGAAUAUACAGGCGCCCUUGGGCUCAGAGGAGAGGAUCUACAAAGGGAUUUGAUGAGUAGGAGGAUUAGAUGA
Molecule: messenger RNA, 279 nt
Organism: Plasmodium inui San Antonio 1
Lineage: Eukaryota; Apicomplexa; Aconoidasida; Haemosporida; Plasmodiidae
Exons: 2
Coding region: 1-279 (92 amino acids)
Source: RefSeq, a predicted model, not a curated record